AUGGGGUGGCGGGGCAGAGGAGUAGGGAGAGCUGGAGAGGGCGCGGCCGAUAAUGGUGUCGGAGAGCCGGAGCCGGAGCAAAGUAAGAGCGGGGGAGGGCGGUCGUCGGAUUGGGAGUCGGGACUGGAGAUGGAGAAGAGGAGUCGCGGUCUCGCCGGAGAGGAAGAGGAGUCGCAGAGAGGAAGAGAGGAGUCGCGAUUGCCGAUUAGGGAUUGUGAUUUGUGA
This is a messenger RNA of Linum trigynum, 225 nucleotides long. The record is from the annotation of a GenBank genome assembly. Lineage: Eukaryota; Viridiplantae; Streptophyta; Magnoliopsida; Malpighiales; Linaceae.